UAAUAACUGCCAACUUCUGGCCAGAACUUUGGCUGAGUCAGAGACCCCUGGCUCACAGCACAGUCCAGUCCCGUCCCCGGCACCAUGAAGACACCUCUCCUCUUCUGCCUCCUCUCAGCCCUGCUGGAGACAGGGACCUGUGUUUCGUGCGAGGUUUGCUAUAGCACACAGGACAGCUGCAUGGGCAAUGUCCAAGUCUGCAAUGAGCAAAUGGACUCCUGCGGGAUCAUUAAAUCAGAGACGAUAAUAGGCGAGAUUAAGAGUCCUAGCUUUAUCAAGGCCUGCGUGUUCUCCCGCCAGUGCCGCCUCAGUCCUCUUUUCAUGACUUUUGGGAACGGGAUCUCUGUGACCAUGAACAUCGCCUGCUGUGCGGGGCAGUCCUGUAAAACAGCCUCCAUUACCGUGCCCCCAGCUAACACCACCCUGAACGGCCAGAGCUGCCCAGCCUGCAUCUCUGUGUUUUCCCAUCACUGCAAUGAAGAGAUCAUCGGCUGUACAGGAGCCCAGACCCAGUGCAUCCAUGUGAGCAGCACCAUAAAAAGCGGUGAGGCAACCGUGCACACCACCAUGAAAGGCUGCGCCACCGAGUCUGCUUGCACCAAUACACAAUUCAAAUGGAGCUUCCCAGGGGUCAGUACAGAUCUUGCUACGGCCGAAUGCAGACCAGCCUCCCAUGUGGCCAGCAUGGCUCCAGAACCAGCCAGACUCAUCCUCCCAGCCCUCGUUACUGUCCUGCUGGUGAACGUCCUCUCCUGAGCCCCACUCCUGCGGCACAGCCACACUGCCCUGGAUAACCACUCCGCAGGUGGCGGGCGGGCGCAGCCCUGCCAAAGGCUCCCGCACCCAGCUCGGAUUCAC
Chelonoidis abingdonii (Abingdon island giant tortoise) is the source of this 858-nucleotide messenger RNA. Its product is annotated as phospholipase A2 inhibitor gamma subunit B-like. Gene Ontology annotation, molecular function: phospholipase inhibitor activity. Lineage: Eukaryota; Metazoa; Chordata; Testudines; Testudinidae. The record is from RefSeq and is a predicted model, not a curated record. Gene Ontology annotation, cellular component: extracellular region.